GCACCUGCUAUACCAGCCCACUUGUCUUAAUUGCACCUUAUUUACCGGCCCACCCAUCUCCAUUGCACCUGCUAUACCGGCCCACUCGUCUCAAUUGCACCCUAUUCUCCGGCCCCCUCAUCUUCAUUGCACCUGAUGUACCGGCCCACUCGUCUCCAUUGCACCUCAUUUACCGGCCCACUCGUCUCCAUCACACCCCAGUUCCCCGGCCCACUCAUCUAUAUUGCACUCCAUUCCUCCGGCCCACUCAUCUAUCACACACUGGAUUCACUACUACUAUUCAUAAUUUCCUAUAUAGUACAUUGCUAUACUACCAUCUAUACUAUAUACACCUGGCCCAUCUGUUUGCCUUGGACACUCCACCCCCUUGGCCCACUCAUCUAACAUGGUACAAUUAUUGCCAUGGGCUGGCACCGGGUGGCCCGUCUCUAUCGGCACAUUGUCAUGCCUGGCUGCCCAUCUGAGAUGGGUAUAUGUUACUGCAUUAUGUGGCAACAAGCAGAUGUUGCAUUUCUUGCGAGGUUCUCUCUGCGUCCAACAUCAAUUGGCAUCGUUCUUGAUUGUGGACGCUGCGGCAUUGCCAUUCCUCUUUUGAUCUGUCGCAGCGACCUAAACAGAAACUCGGGCAAGCCGAUGGCAAAGCAUCUAUCCUGCUCCUUCUACCGGUGGUUCCCCCAACUCCUUGCGUUUCUGAGUAUUAUCAAUCUCAUCCGCUCAUCGAGUCCAUCGUUGAGUUAUUCACCAACUUUCACAAGUUCACAGCCAGCCGCCUCCACCCCAUCCAGCAGUGAAGCUACUAUGUUCCCUUUCCCUUCAACCCAGCCUCAUACCAAACCUAAUGGCAAGAAGCCACGAAAGCGGGGAGAGAAGUGUGUCGGUUCCUUCUUUCAGCAUCUGCGAGCUUUACGGUGCACGCACACCAUGUGCUUGACUCACUGCACCAAUGCUGGUGGCUACGCCAUCCAUCCUGUGGAUACAGAGAUUGUGUAUGACUAUGAGGGCAUGGGUGCGGAAGAGGAGUUUGAGCUCCUGGCUGAUGAACAGGCAGAUAUGGCUCCACUUGAGCCUGGGGUCGACAGUGGUGAUACUGGUCAUGAGGCGCUUCGCCAGGCCUUGGCGAUGUCCCUUGCAAUGUGUGGUCUUGAGUUCCCUGCGGUACCCCCUCCCCAUAUUCCUUCUUUUUGUGACCUUUUGACGGCUCCUGUGAUUAAUACACCAUCCUUGACCAUACCACCUACACCGUCCUUGACCACACCAUGUCCAGCAGCACUCAUUACCACACCAGCACCAGUUAAGAAGCCACCUCGCAUCACCCAACAGCUUGACCCCUUGUGGGUAUCAGACCUCAAUGCUCGUGCGCAGCGUGAAGCUGAAGAACAGAGGAUUGCAGAGCGCUGGAAGGAGAUGGAGAAGGCAGCGAAGCAACGCUUUGUCCUCCACUGGUAUGAUGCUGUACAUAUCAAUGUCUUUAUGUUGGCAUAUAACAAUGCCCCAGUCGUAGAAGAAUGGGUGACCGACUGCCCUUUCUUCCCUCAGUUCCAGCUUUCGGACGAUCCUGCUCUCAUUGACUCACUUGGUGAGGGGAUCGACAAGAUUGAGGUAUUUGAGGAGCGCCUCCAAUGA
Messenger RNA from Suillus paluster, 1623 nucleotides. RefSeq lists its product as uncharacterized. The transcript has 3 exons. The record is from RefSeq and is a predicted model, not a curated record. Bases 403 to 1623 code for a protein of 406 amino acids. NCBI's taxonomy places the organism in Eukaryota, Fungi, Basidiomycota, Agaricomycetes, Boletales, Suillaceae.